Messenger RNA from Dictyostelium purpureum, 588 nucleotides. RefSeq lists its product as uncharacterized. The transcript is spliced from 2 exons. The annotation marks the transcript as partial. The record is from RefSeq and is a predicted model, not a curated record. Gene Ontology annotation, biological process: sexual reproduction. Lineage: Eukaryota; Evosea; Eumycetozoa; Dictyosteliales; Dictyosteliaceae.
AUGUAUUUUAAUUAUUCCGAUAAUGUUCCUAGAGAUACCUCAUUUGCUAUACUCGAUUUCUAUUCACCUUAUCUUAUAAAUGAAAGCCCUACAUUUUAUUCAGUUUGGAAUGAAAAUAUUAAAAUGUUUCAAAUUAAAUUUUACAUUGAAGCAAAUAGCCCCCGUGGAGUUUACCAAUUCUACUUUUCUACUAUUGACGGUCAGGUUAUACAUAGCUAUUCUCUAAAUACUCAACUAAGAAUUGAUAAAACAAAUUUAGACUACCAAGGACCAAUAUUCAAAGAAAUAUCAAAGAUUUUACCCAAAAAAACUGAUGGAUUAAAUAUUAAACAUGGUAUAUUUGGUUGGACCAUUACAAUUGAAGAUCAAAUCAAUGGUUUUGAUUAUGGCUAUAUUGUUAUCAAAGGUCAAAUUGAUCAAUCAUAUUACAAUAUAUCACUAACACCAGAAACGAAUAUUAAAUCGGGUAAUUUAUACAUUGGUGUUUAUGAUAUUAAAUUAAACAUAUCAUUCCCAUGCAUUACCCAAGACUAUGUUAUCGAUGAAGUAAAGCUAAUCGAUAGAACUGGUAGAGUUGCUUAUUUCAGU